UUGGUUACCGAGUGGAAGGGAAUUCAAUGGAUUCCUCCCAAUCCCAAACUUGUCCCAUGGAACAUCACUCUCCUGAUGCUGAAGAAAUUCCUGACGAUUUCGUUUGUUGCGUUUGUCUGGAUCUUCUUUACAAACCAAUAGUUCUGCAUUGUGGUCAUAUAUCAUGUUUCUGGUGCGUUUAUAGAUCAAUGAAUUAUCGAUACGAGUCCCGCUGUCCAGUUUGUAGAAAUCCAUAUUCUCACUUUCCAGGCAUCUGUGAAAUGCUUCACUUCCUGUUGUUAAAGUUAUAUCCGAUUACAUACAAAAACAGGGAAGCUCGGAUUCUGGAGGAGGAAAAGCAAAGCACCUGCUUUUCGCCGGAGUUCAGUGGUUAUGCAUGUGAAUCGGAGGCUGAUGGAGAAAUUAAUCACCUGGGAAGCUCGUCAAAGUCUUCUAAUAUUUCUGACUCUUCUACCAGUGAAGAGGAACUUAAUAAACCAGAUGGACAGAUAGAGUCUCAUGUUUCCAGGAAGGAAAAUGAUCAGAUUUCAGUUGCUGAUGUACUGUGUACCACGUGCAAGCAACUGCUUUUCCGUCCUGUUGUUCUUAACUGUGGACAUGUUUCUUGUCAAACAUGCAUCGGUAUACCUGCUGAUGAGAUGCUUAGGUGUCAAGUUUGUCAAUGUUUGCAUCCAAGGGGUUUUCCAAAAGUCUGCUUGACACUUGAUCACUUUUUGGUGGCUAAAUUUCCCAAUGAGUAUUCACUGAGAAAAGAUACUAUUCAGUUCAAACAAGCUUCUUGCAAGCAUGAGGGACCAUCCACUUGUUCCAUGGAAGAUGGUAAAAGAGAUAUCUCACCUGUCCAGUUGCCCUCAGAAGUAAAGCCCCAUCGCUAUAUUCAUGUAGAAGCUGGUUGUGAUGCUUGUGGGAUGUGUCCGAUAGUUGGGGAUAGAUACAGAUGCAAGGAUUGUACAGAGAGAAUGGGAUUUGAUCUUUGUGGAGAUUGCUAUAAAACUCGACCUAAGCUUCCAGGCAGGUUCAAUCAGAGACACACUCCAUGCCAUAAGUUUGUGCUUAUAAACCCACAUUACCUGAAAGGUUGAGGCUGUUUACUGAACAACCAGAGAAAGAUUCCACAUCUAUUGUCGACAUCUCCGGAUAAUCUGGAAACCGGACUAAUACCUCAAGCUUUGUCAGGCACUAUACAAGAAAAUAUUCGCAAUAAUGUUGCGUCGUGUUUCGAGACUGAUAGCAUUGAAGAUGAGGAUGGAGAUAUCAUUGCCCUAUUGGUCGAUUGGUAACGGUUUAGCAAUAUUCUAGUGAUAGGAACUGGUGAAUUAAGUUAUAGAUAGGGGUAUUUAUUGAGUGAGUCGAUCGCGAGUUAGGUAGUACUGGACUCGUGCUCGUUAAAAAAACUUGUUGCUCGACUCAUAUUCGUUAAAUAAACUUGUUGCUCGA
Hibiscus syriacus is the source of this 1437-nucleotide messenger RNA. Its product is annotated as E3 ubiquitin-protein ligase PRT1-like. The transcript is spliced from 7 exons. Bases 27 to 1082 code for a protein of 351 amino acids. Gene Ontology annotation, biological process: proteasome-mediated ubiquitin-dependent protein catabolic process. NCBI's taxonomy places the organism in Eukaryota, Viridiplantae, Streptophyta, Magnoliopsida, Malvales, Malvaceae. The record is from RefSeq and is a predicted model, not a curated record. Gene Ontology annotation, molecular function: ubiquitin protein ligase activity; zinc ion binding.